This is a messenger RNA of Emericellopsis cladophorae, 900 nucleotides long. Its product is annotated as putative opsin protein. Bases 1 to 900 code for a protein of 299 amino acids. Gene Ontology annotation, molecular function: monoatomic ion channel activity. The record is from RefSeq and is a predicted model, not a curated record. Gene Ontology annotation, cellular component: plasma membrane; endoplasmic reticulum. The transcript is spliced from 3 exons. NCBI's taxonomy places the organism in Eukaryota, Fungi, Ascomycota, Sordariomycetes, Hypocreales, Bionectriaceae. Gene Ontology annotation, biological process: monoatomic ion transport.
AUGUUUGAAGAUAUUCAGGAUACCCUCGGCAAGCACGGCGACCAUGGCAUCAAGCCCAUGCCCACGGUCAUCCCGACGCCGACCGAGUUCCAGAGUGCUGGCCAGGCCGGCUUCAAGGCUCUCUGGGUCGUUUUUGUCAUCAUGCUCAUCGCGUCCAUUGUUUUCACCAUCCGCUCGUGGAACGUCCCCGUGGCGCGUCGUCUCUACCAUGUCAUCACGACCAUCAUCACCCUGACUGCGGCCCUCUCGUACUUUGCCAUGGCCAGCGGCCAGGCCACCAGCUACCACUGCAUCUCCGUCAAGGACUCCCACAAGCACGUCCCCGACACCCACCACGACGUGUGCCGCGAGGUCUACUGGGCUCGCUACGUCGACUGGAGCAUCACCACGCCCCUCCUGCUGCUCGACCUCUGCCUCCUUGCUGGUAUCGAUGGUGCCCACACCCUCAUGGCCAUUGUCGCCGAUCUCAUCAUGAUUCUUGGAGGUCUGUUCGCUGCAUACGGCCGUGAGAACACGGUCCAGAAGUGGGGAUGGUAUGCCAUUGCCUGCAUCGCCUACCUCUUCGUCGUCUGGCACGUCGCCGUCCACGGCGCCAACAUGGUCCGCGCCAAGGGUGACCGCGUGUCCAAGCUUUUUGGCGGUCUCGCCGUAUUGACCUUGAUUCUCUGGACCGCCUACCCUAUUGUCUGGGGUGUCGCUGAUGGCGCGCGUCGCGCUUCUGUCGACACGGAGAUCAUUGCCUACGCUAUCCUGGACGUCCUGGCCAAGCCUGUCUUUGGCACGUGGCUGCUGCUCUCGCACAGGAAGAUUCCCGAGACCAACAUCGACAUUGGCGGCUACUGGUCAAACGGCCUGGGAGCCGAGGGUCGCAUCCGCAUCGGUGACGAGGAGGGUGCUUAA